This is a messenger RNA of Brenthis ino (lesser marbled fritillary), 984 nucleotides long. NCBI's taxonomy places the organism in Eukaryota, Metazoa, Arthropoda, Insecta, Lepidoptera, Nymphalidae. The record is from the annotation of a GenBank genome assembly.
AUGAAGGUGGAAUGCGGCCCGCUAGCAUCGAGUGAUAUGUCGACGCGCAUUACCGCGUCCGCGAUCCGUGCGCGUCGCGGCCACAAGGAGCGCUCGAAGAAUUUCACCGAGCUGGAGAAGCGCACCGUACUCGAGCUGAUUGCGCGCCACCGCGACGUGUUGCGACAGGGACGAUCCAACAACGCUACUAAUCGCAGUAAACAGCUGGUCUGGUCGACCAUCUGCGAGGAGGUGAACAAGCGUUGCGGUGGCGAGCGGCCGCGCACGCCCGCGCAAGUCAAGAUGUGGUACGAGAACUAUAAGAAGAAGUGCAAGAUGCGCGCUCACGAUACUCAGCAAACAUCGACUGAUGCGUCCGGACUACUUGACGGCAUGCUGUGGCACAACAUACACCCUCUAGAUGUAAAAGAUGAAGAGGGUGAAGCGACGACCAGCGCGGAGGGCGCUCACAGCGUCAAGGACGAGGACUGCAUGCCCGUCAAUAUGUCAAACGGCCGCCUAUCAACGAACGACAGUGACGACACGAUGCCAAACGUACUCGAGCCCCAAGUACAAAUAAUACCGCAAUCCUCCCCCACACCACCCUUAAAAAUCAACCCCCUAACCCUCACCUCACACCUCCCCAUCAUACCCAACCCCCUAGCCAUAGAACAGGCGAGAAUCCAACAAAACUUCUUGCAAAAAUUAAACGAAUUAUCAAACACGCCAUUAAACUUAAGCCAUCUUGAUGAUGAUAAAAGAAAAAACGGCCACGAAAGACAAGAACGGUCUGAUGACCAUAAACACGACUGCGGUUCCGCAACAGAGGAGGAAAGAUUAUAUUACUCGACUAAAAGACAGCACGCUAUUUGGGAGCACGAAGCGAAAAUGAAAAUUCUUAAUAUGGAACUCAGGCAGAAGGAAGAGAUAUUUUCCCUCCAAAAACAACUUUUUUUAAUUGAGCUACGUCUCAAAAUGGACUUUCUGGAGAAGGCGAGUGCCAAA